AUGGGAUCCUCAACACACCCUUUGUCGACAACUACGACAGACUCAAUCAAACACGUUGCGGGGAACGGGGGAAAUGCCGACGCCAACCGCGCGCCGCUUGGCAACACGGCUGACUCGCUGACAGAGCUGGCGAAACAGAAUGUUGCGCCAUUUCUGGCCAAGUAUCAUCCACGACAAUAUGCACCCCGACGAUCAGAGGACGGCACGACCACAGUGCCUCGUACGACUAGUGGCGGAUACUGUUACCGUCAUCAGCCCGACUCAAAGUGCUCUCGGCAGGCCGACGAGCAGUCCAUGCACCAACUUCAAACAGAACUGGAAUCGCUACCACAGAGUGAUCAACAGGGAAUUGCGCAUGUGUGGUCGCUUUUCUCCGCCGCCCCAGCCAAACAGCGCAAGCUGAUGCUACAAGGCAUCUUGGCGCAAUGCUGCUUCCCGCAGCUCUCCUUCAUCUCCGCCAGUGUACGCGAACUAAUCCGUAUCGAUUUCCUCACUGCGCUUCCACCCGAGCUUUCUUUUAAGAUUCUUCGCUAUCUCGAUACGGCGUCUCUCUGUCGUGCCGCGCAGGUCUCCCAUCGGUGGAAGGCCCUUGCAGAUGAUGAUGUGGUUUGGCAUCGUAUGUGUGAGCAGCAUAUUCGCCGAAAAUGCAACAAGUGUGGCUGGGGGUUGCCCCUCUUGGACCGAAAGCGACUUCGUGAAGCCAAGCGUGAAAUAGAGUUGCGCGCGACCAACUGGGGUAACCAGUCUACCAACGCUAUUGCGGACGGCGCGCCCAACGAGACUUGCUCUGUCGUCGAACUCCCUAUCGGCGGGAAACGGAAACUUGAGGUUGAUGACCAAAGUUGUGCCAUGAUCAAGCGCCAUUGUGUCUCCCCGGCGUACAAACCAGAGCCGGAUGACGAUUAUUUCAAAACUCGAUAUCGCCCGUGGAAAGACGUUUACCGCGAUCGCUUUGUCGUCGGUCUGAACUGGAAACAUCGUCGAUGUUCCAUCAAAGUAUUCAGGGGACACACUGAUAGUGUCAUGUGCCUACAAUUCGAAGACAACAUUUUGAUGACAGGCUCUUAUGACGCGACAAUCAAGAUCUGGGACAUGGAAACCGGGGAAGAGCUUCGAACGCUUCGAGGUCACACAGCCGGUGUACGCUGUUUGCAGUUUGAUGACACGAAACUAAUCACGGGAAGCCUGGAUCGUAGCAUCCGUGUGUGGAAUUGGCGCACGGGCGAGUGUCUCUCUCGUUAUAACGGACAUUCCGAGGCCGUCAUUGCACUGCACUUCGACGCCACUCUCCUGGCUUCGGCUUCUGUCGAUCGAACGGUCAAAAUUUGGAAUUUCAAGGACAAGUCAACCUUUGUGUUGCCUCAUCCGGAGGGAGUCAACGCUGUGAAGAUUGACACUGCUUCUCGGACAGUACUCACAGCCUGCGACGAUGGAGCCGCUCGCCUGUGGGAUCUCGACACCAAGACGUGCAUCCGCGUGUUCCACAACCAUAUUGGCGCGGUGCAGCAGGUCAUUCCUUUGCCUCGUGAGAUUGAGUUCGAAAGCCAUCUUGCGGAUUGCGAGAAUGACCAUUUCAGUACCUCUUCCCAGAAUGGGGAGGCAUUCAACACCCUGUCUCCUACCCUUGAACAUAGAUCUCUCAGUGGCCCCCCUUCGUCCUCUGGCGCUUCCUUUGACCACGAGACUGAUCGGUUGGAUCCCCCCCGCUAUAUCAUGACUAGUGGAGUCGAUGCAACCAUCCGUCUCUGGGAAACCAGCACUGGUCGCUGCCUGCGCACAUUCUUCGGACAUCUCGAAGGCAUUUGGGCGCUGUCCGCGGACACGCUCCGUAUUGCCUCGGGUGGCAUGGAUCGAAUGGUGAAGAUUUGGGACCCCCGAAUCCCGACGUGUCAAGACACAUACGAGGGACAUUCUGCUGCGGUCAAUUGCAUUGGACUGAGCGACAGUCGAUUCAUUACUGGUGGCGAUGACUACCAGGUCCGCAUGUACGAUUUCCGUGCGUAG
Penicillium oxalicum is the source of this 2004-nucleotide messenger RNA. RefSeq names its product F-box/WD repeat-containing protein. NCBI's taxonomy places the organism in Eukaryota, Fungi, Ascomycota, Eurotiomycetes, Eurotiales, Aspergillaceae. Bases 1 to 2004 code for a protein of 667 amino acids. Gene Ontology annotation, molecular function: protein binding. The record is from RefSeq and is a predicted model, not a curated record. The transcript is spliced from 2 exons.